Molecule: messenger RNA, 1981 nt
Organism: Loxodonta africana (African savanna elephant)
Lineage: Eukaryota; Metazoa; Chordata; Mammalia; Proboscidea; Elephantidae
Gene: TNIP3
Product: TNFAIP3 interacting protein 3
Exons: 11
Coding region: 122-1054 (310 amino acids)
Biological process (GO): cellular response to lipopolysaccharide; regulation of transcription by RNA polymerase II
Source: RefSeq, a predicted model, not a curated record
UAAUUUUGUAUAUUUGGUCUCACCCUAAAGGAUAUCAUAAAAGACAUUUUUUUUUUUUCUGCUUUCCAAGACUCCAGAAAAAACAGCUUCCCUGGCACCUUUUGUACAAGGCACAACUAGAAUGAGUGGCACAGAAAGUUCUACGGAGCAUGCAGAGUGUGUUCAAUCAUCAAGAAGAAAGAACUUGACAAAUUCUCUUGAACAUAAGAUAAGGUGCUUGGAAAAGCAGAGAAAAGAGCUCCUGGAAGUUAACCAGCAAUGGGAUCACCAAUUUAGAAGCAUGAAAGAGCUAUAUGAAAGAAAGGUCGCGGAGCUGAAAACGAAACUGGACGCGUCAGAAAGGUUCCUCAGCAAGUUGGAGAAGGAGCGGCAUCAGUGUCAGAGUGACAGCGAGAGGCAGCGGGACCUGAUCCGGGACCAGCUGCAGCGGGAACAGAAGGAAAAGGAAAGCCUAAAUGAAGAAUUACAUGAAUUGAAGAAGGAGAAUAAGCUUUUGAAGGAAAAACAUGUUCUUGCAAACAAGAAGAAGGAACGUUACGAAUGUGAAAUAAAACGCCUCAAUAAGGCUCUUCAGGAUGCCUUGAAGCUGGAGUGUUCUUCAUUUUCUGAGGACUAUUUGGGGAAGUCGGAAAUGAAGUGCAACCAUGAAGAGAUGAGGACGCAAGUGGAAGUUCUCAAACAUCAGGUGCAAAUAUACGAAGAAGACUUCAAAAAAGAGCGAUCAGACCGAGAAAGACUCAACCAACAGAAAGAGGAGCUGCAGCAAAUUAAUCUAACGUCUCAAUCCCAGCUGAACAGGCUGAAUUCUCAGAUAAAAGCUUGUCAAAUGGAGAAAGAAAAACUAGAAAAGCAAUUAAAACAGAUGAAUUUUCCAACCUGUAACUGUGGCUUGGUUUUCCACCUCCGGGAUCCAUGGGUACCAACCAGCUCUGGGGCUGUGCAGGAUCUACAGAAACACCCACCAGACUAUCAGUGGUAUGCUCCUGACCAGUUUCCGCCAGAUGUGCAGCACAAGGCAAAUGAUCUCACCUCUGAAAAGAAGGGCAAUCCAUAGAAGCAAAUGCCAAGGUAGAAGCACAAUGGUCAGAAAGAAGCUUGGCUGAAGUCCCUCUUUUUUUAUUUUUUACUGUGGCUUGUUUCUGCACAUCAUCUCCUCCAUUAUCUGUGCCUGGUAAUGGUUCCCUUUGGCGUGGAUAAAGGAAAAGUCUUCUGACAGCCGAGACCCUGAUUGAGCCCAAGGAGCGAGUUAUUAUACAAUCAAACAGGUCAACCUACCAUUUGCUCAAAAUAAGAUAUUGCAGAUGAAACAGGUGCCACUCCUUGAACUCUCUUCAGCGUAUCGUUGCCGGAUUUACAAAGAUGAUUCGAUGAUUUAAGCAACUCCAUUUGGUGCAAUGAUGUCAAUUUAAAGCAUAUUCACAUAUAUUCCCUGGGGGAAAAGUUUCUGUGGUUGUAAAUUUUUGACAUUGCUCCCAUUUUUUUCAUAGGGGCAUAAUUCCUUAGCCAGUUUGUUUGUCCAUCAUUGUUGUUUUCUAUAAACUUAUCAAUAGGAUUGGAGAGGUGCACAUACUUUUUAAAUUAAAUGAGUUCAAUCUAGAUAAAACUGUGAACUUCAAACUAUUCUUUAAACAAAGCAUUUUUAUAAAUUGAUAAGAAAUUGUGAGCCAACUUCAUUUUUAGGUGAAACAGGUUAUGAAAGAUAAAAUCCUAAUGUGAUGGUGAUGGUUUGUGGUAUCCAUAUAUACUUACAGAGCUAUUUCAAAGAUAGGUGAAUUGAUGGCUGAGUCUGUUUUCCUUCAUAUGGAUUUGUGUAAUAAUUCAUGAAAAACAUAGUCUACCUUCUCUCACCAAUUAAAAUGGUAAACUAAUGUAUCCAAAUUUUGAUGAAAUUAAAUUACACUGUGGUGUGACAGAUGUCUAAAGAUUAAGCAGAUUUAAAAGCAUCGUGUUCAUUCACAUAAUAAAGAUUCUAUUGGACCAA